Myiozetetes cayanensis is the source of this 3004-nucleotide messenger RNA. RefSeq names its product fibronectin type III domain-containing protein 9-like. Lineage: Eukaryota; Metazoa; Chordata; Aves; Passeriformes; Tyrannidae. The record is from RefSeq and is a predicted model, not a curated record. The coding region runs from base 554 to 1225 and encodes 223 amino acids. The transcript is spliced from 2 exons. Gene Ontology annotation, molecular function: protein binding.
AACAUUAAUCACUCACAGCAUCACUGGUCCACGCACAAGAGCAUAUAACAGGGAUGCUCAAGCAGUACACUGUCCAAGGGAAGGCAAGCAAAGAGGGGGAAAAAGACAUUAUUUUUUUUCUCCUGUAUAGUCUUUGAAAAGCAAGGCAACAGCAUCUUUAGACAAGAUGUGCUCUUGCAUGAAUUUAAGUGGAAGAGACAAAGAAACCAUGCCACCAGCAGCAUCGGAGAAAAAAACUGAAAUCACCAAGCAAUGAGAAUUCAGUCCAGGGAAUCUGAGGGGAAGAAAAAGCAAACUGGCAAACAGAGAUCAGUCAGGAAAUAAUUCAAGUGGAAAGGGAUACAGAAAACUUGGUGUCUAAAUCAUUUUCACAGCAGCAUCACCACAUGAAAAUUCUGUUCUGAAAUUUCCAUCAGGAAGUGACGAGCACUACGAUUAAGAUCCACACAACAUCCUCAGUGCCGCGGCUUCUCAGUUACCUCUAAAGAACGUCUUCCCUUUCCGCAGGGAGAUCAGCAUCGAGAGGGGAAAAAAUCACGCGAGCAACAUCCUGAUGGGAAUAACCAUCCAAAACAUCACAGGAAACACGGCAAUGGUAAUUUGGCCAAAAAUGGCCAGCUGUGUUGACAGCUUUUACAGCAUCAUGUACCACCCUAACUGGAACAACAUGAUAUCCAGCUACUCGAGAAAAAGCUUUCAGAAGGAAGAGAGGGUGCCCACCAGUCGCUCCUCCUUUGUUGUUGAAAACCUAACUCCGCUAACCACGUACAUCAUGUGCGUGACCUGCCAGUCCGCAAACCCCUCCAGCGACCAGUGCAGAGUGUUUAACACACUGGAACAAGACCAGGCAUCUGCGAGCAACACCAAGAAAGAGCUGGCACUGGGCAUCUGGCUCACCAGCAGCGUCCUGCUCCUCAUCAUUGCUGCAGUCCUCCUCUAUGGCUGCCUGCACCUCCUGUGCCGCAGGAGACACGAGCGCUUGCAAGAACGAAACAGGACCUCUAAACAAGACCAUGGGGAGGCACGGACCAAAAGCAAGGCUCAUACCUCGGAGGAGUUUAGCAGACAGAGACAACAGAUGCAGGACACUGAGGAAAAGCAUCCAGGUGGCAUCCAGUUGGCCACAAUCAUAGAGAAUCCCUCAGCGUGCAGUGAGCCUGUCAUGUCGGCUUCCAGAAGUCGGGAACGAGUCCCAGUAACGGGACAGUGCUCUGCUAUAAAUUAGAAACCCUUUGGCAGGGAGAUUUUUACUACAUACGGUAUCCCCACUGCUUCCAACACAUCACAUGCAUUGCCAGCGCUCACAACAGGGAGCUCUGACUGCUCACCCCAGUGCUCUCAGCUGUACCUCCGGUGUCACAUCCCUUUCCAAAAACCUACAUGCAUCCAGAAGAACUCAGAAGCAAAGGUUCACAUUCCCAAGAAGUGAGCACUUCAGUUACACUCCACUGUUUUAAAAUGAUGCAUGUAGCAAAUAAUUGGUUUACAUUUCAAGGGGAUUUUUUGGUUGCUUUUCUUUAGUCUAAAAUAGCAAGCAAAUAGAAAAACUAAUCAAAAGUGACCAUGAGAAUUUUUGUGAGCGGUUUUUUGUGGUUUUUGGUUGGUUGGUUGGUUGUGAGGGUUUUGUUUUGGUUUUUGUUUGGGUUUUUUUUUUAAAUUAGAGUGAAUAAGACUGAGUAGAAGUUUUCAGACAGCAACCCAGACUGCUAAACUACAGGCAACUGGAACGUACACACAGAGUGCAGUGGUUUGCCAGUGUGAGUUUUACUCCUACAAACUUAACUGCUUCCCAAACCACACACCACGAACUACUACACUCAGAUUAUAUACUUCACUGGCCAUGGCGCUGUCCAUAGCUCCCAUCUGCAUUGAGGUCAGUCUCAGCACGUGAGCUAAACUCACCAGGAUUUUUGUAGUAUCCUUUCAUCUGUCUUUAAAAUUUUCCCUUGGUCUAAAUACAUGCAACACAGUGACUUUGUAAGGACACUUCUAAUUAAAGAAACAUCCUGAGUUAUCCUAUCUUGCACUCUUUUGCUCCCACAACAAGCUACCUUCUGCUCCACGGGCCAGUGACUCCCUGUAGAGCAAAUGGAAUUCAGAGGAGCAGCUCCUGGCCCUUCCUUCUCUCUUUCCCUUUCAAUUUUAAUGACAAAAAUUACUAAUCAGCUGCAAAUUUCUUUCCAAUUGCACAGUACAUUUUGUGUAAAGAAGGGAGGAAAGACAGUAAAAACACAUAUUAUUUUUGUAAGAAGAAAACCUGCUGAUUAUCUUACUCUGCCUCGAGCUUCAUGGCAAAGUGCCAAGGUCCUUCAGACAGAAACCUGUCCACCCUCACACCAUGACAACACUUGUCUGACUUACAUGCAUAAGUCACCCUGUUUUAAAUCUCUUAAGUGCAUUUGUGUUCCAUAAAAACAUAAUAAAUCUUAGUAUUGCUAUAUAGUACAUAUAAAAUAUAGGAUAUUUUGCCUAGAAAACAAAGGUACACUGUGACUGCAGGCAUUUUAAAUUGCUAUUGGUAUGAAUGUAUGUGUGAAAUCAGCUCUUACUGACACAGCUAGGUUGUACCAGUAAAGGUUGGAGAACUGUUAGCUGCGCAGAUGCCAUCCCUUUCCAUCAUGCCCUGGAAGUUAGAGGAGUGUACAGUUUUGGCAAGAGAGUGCCCAAUUCCACAGCAGGUAGCAGAUCUCUUCAGCUACUCUAUUUUGACAAUUCCCACGACUUGUGAAAGGCAUCAACUCUCACCGUGGUAGGAAGACACAAGUUGGCAUAAGUUUGAUGCCUCUUCUUUAUUAUUUUUUUUUUUACUAGGAUAAGCAUGACACACAGAAACGUGUGCUGAUGGGGGCAAGUAUUACUUUUAGAAAUCAGUUCAGAAGGCAUCUGUAUUGUGUGAAGUUAGCAAUAACGUGUUCUCCACCUGCUACAGAGCAUUUCCUCCAGCUGAUGUUUUUCUUUGUCUUGCACAUCAGUUUCAAAUAAACUUGAGAAUUACAACAAUGUA